Molecule: messenger RNA, 1411 nt
Organism: Zophobas morio
Lineage: Eukaryota; Metazoa; Arthropoda; Insecta; Coleoptera; Tenebrionidae
Product: cyclin-K
Exons: 4
Coding region: 176-1312 (378 amino acids)
Biological process (GO): regulation of transcription by RNA polymerase II; positive regulation of DNA-templated transcription, elongation
Cellular component (GO): nucleus; cyclin/CDK positive transcription elongation factor complex
Molecular function (GO): cyclin-dependent protein serine/threonine kinase activator activity
Source: RefSeq, a predicted model, not a curated record
UCCUUGUUGUUUUUUUGACAGACAUUGCGAGAUUUAGGUUAGACGGGUUAGUUUUUGUAUUGACAAAUGUAAAAAGUGGUGAAAAAUAAGUAAUGCCUUCAUAAAGCAAAGAUACAAUUAAAAUUAUUAUUUAAGCGUAUUUUUGAAUAUUUCCACAACUCAGAAGUCUAUUACGAUGACGGGGUGGUACUACGAUAAGAAAGAGUUAAGGAACACUCCUUCUUCUCAAGAUGGAAUUGAUUAUGACACAGAAAUGCGAUAUCGAAAGGAAGGAGCCCGAUUUAUUAUUAACACCGGGGCCAAAAUGGAUCUUGGUUAUAAUACUACAGCCACCGGCGUUGUAUAUUUUCAUCGCUUUUACAUGUUUCAUUCAUUUCGCCAAUUUCCAAGAUACGUGACAGCUUGCUGCUGCCUAUUUCUUGCAGGGAAAGUUGAAGAAACGCCAAAGAAGUGUAAAGAUAUCAUAAAAACUGCGCGAGGACUGUUGUCAGAUCAAAAAUUUGCAACUUUUGGAGAUGACCCUAAAGAAGAGGUAAUGACUCUUGAACGAAUUUUAUUACAAACAAUAAAAUUUGAUUUGCAAGUAGAACACCCAUACAGCUAUUUGUUAAAGUACGCCAAGUGUUUAAAAGGAGACAAAAACAAAUUGCAAAAAAUGGUUCAGAUGGCCUGGACCUUUGUAAAUGACAGCCUUUGCACAACAUUAGCCUUACAGUGGGAACCUGAAAUCAUAGCUGUAGCCUUAAUGUACCUCGCAGGCAAACUAAGCCAGUUUGAAGUGGUCGAUUGGGUAGGACGGACGGCGAAACAUCUUAGAUGGUGGGACAUGUUUGUAGAAGACGUCACCAUGGAUCUCUUAGAAGACAUUUGUCAUCAAGUCCUUGACUUAUAUUCUCAGCCUACAACUAGCCCCGCCCCCGACAGUCCGCCUCUUCCGCCUAGACCAACUACAGCAGUAACUAGAAAAUCAAAUGGCCAAGAAAAACCAGAAGUCCCUGAAAUAAUACCUACAGUUAAUACAAAAGUGCCACCACCUCCAGAUGUCCCCCAGUAUCCAUAUCAAACGUUUACAGGAGCUCCGCCUCCAAUUCCACCAUAUCCCGCUCCGCCGUACGCUGCGCCUUUACCAACGCCUCCAGGACCAACUCAUUUGGCCGCCCCGCCUCCGGGACCUCCACCACAUAUAAACCCCCCGACGGUAUUUCCACCGUACGUCACACAUCCACCGCCCUUUCCACCAAUGGGGCCUCCAGCAGGGCCGUUCUAUCAGCUAACGCCGCCUCCAGGACAGCCUCCGCAUAGACCUUAUUGAAUUAAAUAUAUAAAUUUGUUACAUAUAGGAUUUUUACUUUAAUUGUGAAUAUAUUAUGUAUAUGAGUGGACAACGGUGAAAUAAAUUUUCGUACUUCAA